UGGACACAUGCAGAGAUACAGUCGAAUCGCUAUCGAUUCCACUGGGAAGUGCACUGACCCCUCCGCACAACUUCAGCUGUUUCAAAGCUAUUUCUUUCUUUGAUGUGUUUCUAACUCCACCUUCUCUGGUCACAGAGAUAGACCCCCGCCCUUCGCAGGCUGCUUUGUACAGAUAGUACUGUUGCACGAGUGUUGUGUAGUUGUGCUCAGGAUGGACUGAGUUGAUAAGUAAAGAUUACAGUGCGGAGCUGAACAGCAACUCUUGUCUGGUUAUCCGGGAGGAGUCACCUCCUCACAAACAGGGAAACCGAAAGCAGUUUUGAAUCAUUUGCUGAGGGUGAAAUGGCUUCUCAACACCAGACUGACAGUCUGACCGAGGAGUUAAAAUGUUCGGUUUGUCUGGAUCUCUUUACUGACCCGGUCACCCUGGAUUGUGGCCACAACUUUUGCCGCUCCUGUAUCACACAGAGCUGGGAAAACAGGGAGAGCAAAGCCUGUCCCGAAUGCAGAACAGUCUUUGCCAACAGUAUUAUGAGGGGCAACUGGAGCCUGGCGAGGAUGGUGGAGAAAGCUCAUCAGCUGAACAUAGCCCCAGUGAAGACGGGAAGAAAACUUCACUGUGAGAAGCAUCAGGAGGAACUGAAGCUGUUCUGUGAAACAGACAAGAAACUGAUGUGUGUGAUUUGCAGAGACGCCCGAGAACACAGAACCCACAGCUUCAUCCCCAUAGCGGAGGCUGUUCAGAUCUAUAAGCAGGAUAAAGUGAACUCCUCCUUAGCUUCUCUCACACAGAGGAAGGCCGCGGCUCUAGAAGCUGAAGGGAAGCAGAAAGAAAAGAUUUCACAAGUGAAGGAACAGACGGACAGUCUGGAGAACCACAUCAUGGCUGAGUUUGCCAAAAUGCACCAGAGCCUCACUGACAGAGAGCAGCGUGUGAUCCGAGAGCUCAGACAGCGAGAGGAGGAGGUUUUACACCGAAUGGAGAAAAAUCUGGUAGAGAUUCGGGGCAAAUUAGUUUCUGUUCAGCAAAAGCUCUCAGAGUUACAGAAACAGAUGGAAAAAGACGCUGUCACCUUUCUGCAGGAGGAAACUGCUCGGAAGAGAAGGAUCAGUGAUGAGGAAUUUACAGUGUCAGUGUCUGAGGGGGAUCUGCCGGUGGGGAUAUACAAAUGGCCUCUGAGGAACAUCGUCUGGAGAGAGCUGAUGGACAGCAUCAGCCCAGCUCCGGCCGCUCUGACUCUGGAUCCUGACACAGCCCAUCCCCGGCUCAUCCUGUCUGAGGACCUGACCAGUGUGAGACACGGAGACAAAGAGCAGCCGCUCCCUGUCUCCCCGAAGAGGUUCAGUUACUAUCUCAUCGUCCUGGGAUCUGAGGGCUUCACAUCAGGGAGACAUUACUGGGAGGUGCAGGUGGGCAACAAGACUGCGUGGAUUGUGGGAGUGGCCACAGAGUCUGUCAACAGGAAACAACCAAUCACUUGGUCACCAGCGGGUGGGGUCUGGGGGGUGGGGCUGGUGGGUGGGGUCUAUGUGGCUCUGACCUCACCCCCCACCCUCCUGCCCCUGACAGUGAGACCCGGGAAGGUCGGGGUGUACCUGGACUAUGAGGGGGGACAGGUGUCAUUUUACAACGCUGACAACAUGUCCCAUCUCCACACUUUCACCCACACUUUCACUGAGAAGCUUUAUCCUCUCCUCAGUCCCCACCAGAGCGAUGGCGGGAAAAACUCUGAGCCGCUGAGAAUCUGCUGAUUAUAGCACAUUAACAGUGACGUGGUUUUACUUCAGUUUCCGUGUGGUUCACUGUCUGCCGUUUAAGGGGAUACGGGGUGGGAGCGGGCGAUGUGGGGGUGGGGGGGGAUUACGGGAGAAGAUAGACGUUUGUUUCCGCUGUUGACCUUUCUGUUGUGUUUGGGAUAUUUUGAACUUAACAAAACUUUGCAUUUCAUGUUAAGUAAUGUAAUUUUCAAACAGAAAUUGCUGAGUGUCUUUGGUUCCUCUGUUCACGGCUCCUUAUUCAAAGGAAGGCUAUAAAGAAUAAGUUGGUCUUAUUCUGCUCAUUGCCCAGAACCCAACAGUUUGUGACUGGAUUCAACCCAAUGUAAUAAUUGCUUCAAAUAAAAUAAAUGGGUCGCUUCAAUCCA
This is a messenger RNA of Callorhinchus milii (elephant shark), 2144 nucleotides long. RefSeq names its product zinc-binding protein A33-like. Gene Ontology annotation, biological process: protein ubiquitination. The record is from RefSeq and is a predicted model, not a curated record. Lineage: Eukaryota; Metazoa; Chordata; Chondrichthyes; Chimaeriformes; Callorhinchidae. The transcript has 6 exons. The coding region runs from base 343 to 1752 and encodes 469 amino acids. Gene Ontology annotation, molecular function: protein binding; zinc ion binding; ubiquitin-protein transferase activity.